AUGGCGUUUGGAAAACUGUCUGUCUUUUUCUUGUACCUUAUUCUUUUGAGUGCAGUUCUUGAAUCGCUUGAUGGAGGAUAUUUCCACUCAUUUUCAAGAGUAAGCAACCAGUUUUCAGCAAAGCUUUACAACAAGAUUCGCACGAUUCCCUCGACGUCGAAUAUAUUUUUCUCCCCGCUCAGUAUCUCUGCUGCACUGGGGAUGCUGGAACUGGGAGCACGAGGGAAUACGAAAGUUCAGAUGGAUGUCGCCUUGGAGAUAGAGAAUAUUACCAAUAUUCAAAUAAACAUAAGUCACGUUCUUGCAGAUACGAACGGCGUCACCAACAGUUUCACUCUCCGUUUUACUAAUAGAUUGUUUGGAGAUCAAGGCUUCUCUUUAAAUACCAGCUACAUUGAUGACAGUCUUGCGUACUAUGGAGCGCCACUGGGACGUUGUGAUUUUGUUAAUUUUCCGGAAGAAUCAAGGGAUGAGAUCAACAAAUGGGUUAAAGAGCAAACGGAAGACAAAAUCAAAGAUCUUCUUGAACCGGGCGAUAUCACCCCCUCUACCAUUCUUGCUCUAGUAAGUGCUGUGUAUUUUAAGGGGAAAUGGGAAUCCCACUUUGACCAGAUGCAGACAAAAAAACGUCCUUUCUACACUGCUAAUCCUCGCCCCACGUUAGUAGAUAUGAUGACACAGACUGGACUGUUCAGGCAUAUUUACAACGAAAAAUGGCAGGCCUCCAUGAUAGAAAUUCCAUACUACGGAACUGCUAGAAUGCUCAUCAUACUGCCCGACCAGCAUGAUGGACUCAGCCAUUUUGAAUCUCAGUUUACCGGUGAAGAAAUACACAGGCUUUUCCAUUCUAUGCAGGAAUCGACGCAUUCUAUCUCCACAGUUUCCAUCCCACGGUUUGUAUUAAAAAACAUGCGCAUUGAUCUUAAAGAACCACUCAAGAGUCUUGGGAUGACCGACCUGUUCUCGUCCAACGCUGACCUGUCAGGUAUAGGAGGAACCCCUGGUGAACUUCAGUUGUCAAAGGUAGGAUUGCAGAUGGUACUGAUGAUUUAUAGAAAAUUUUCACAUUUGAAUUUGAAUCGAGCCAUCUCUUAA
Molecule: messenger RNA, 1095 nt
Organism: Lingula anatina
Lineage: Eukaryota; Metazoa; Brachiopoda; Lingulata; Lingulida; Lingulidae
Product: leukocyte elastase inhibitor-like
Biological process (GO): negative regulation of endopeptidase activity
Molecular function (GO): serine-type endopeptidase inhibitor activity
Source: RefSeq, a predicted model, not a curated record